This is a messenger RNA of Plectropomus leopardus (leopard coralgrouper), 3498 nucleotides long. RefSeq names its product potassium/sodium hyperpolarization-activated cyclic nucleotide-gated channel 2. Lineage: Eukaryota; Metazoa; Chordata; Actinopteri; Perciformes; Serranidae. The record is from RefSeq and is a predicted model, not a curated record. Gene Ontology annotation, biological process: sodium ion transmembrane transport; potassium ion transmembrane transport; regulation of membrane depolarization. Gene Ontology annotation, molecular function: voltage-gated potassium channel activity. Gene Ontology annotation, cellular component: axon; membrane; dendrite.
AUGCUCAAUGUCAUGGACAGGAAUGAGGUUUCACCGGCGUCUGCUGCCACCAUGAAAAAGAAGGCGGUGGGCGGCAGCGGACGCAGCCACAUCGGCGCACAAAAGGCUGCCGCGUCCAAAUGCACGAGAAGCAACAGCAGCCAGAACUGCCUGGACUCUGGUUCUCCCGGCACACCGAGCGGUAAGCAGCCCGGUGCGGCCUGCAACGUCGUGAUGGACGAGACGGAGGACGGAGAAGAGGAGUCUAAGUUUCAGCAUCCGCGGUUGCGCCGAGCCGGGGGGAGCGGCAGCGGCGGAGGUGGAGGAGGAGGCGGCAGUAUCAGGAUGAAGAACUUUACGCCAGGAGGGGGAGCCGCGUCCUCGGGUUCCAGGAGAAACUCUAACAAGGAUCCCUGCCACACGCUCACAGAAGACGCUCCAGCCGCUCCACGGCCCACUGCUUCCUCCAGAGCUACCGAGACCCAGACACCCUGUCCGGGCGAUGCUGCCCAGCGCGGCGAGACCAGCAGAGCAUCUGGGGCGGAGGCGUCGGAAUCAGCGGUCGCGGUAGAGGUUUUAAACGCGACAGCGGGUGAUGGUUGCAAAAGCGUCGCUCCAAUUUCCAGCAUGAAAUGCAACAAAAACGGAGAAUGCAGGAGGGACUCGGGUACCGGGAGCCUGCGCUCAAUCAUCUCCAAGCAGGAGAAGCAGACAGGAGGGUCGGGGAGGGCCGAGGACGGAGGGAGCGCCAAGCGAGGUGCCUGUAACUCGACCACCGCCAGCAUGGACGGCUCGAUCACACCAGGCGGGUCCCUGACCGGGGGGCAAGGAGGAGAGAGCGCAAACCCAGGCGCUACCCCCGUGUCCAGUGGUGUCCCCGAGAAAAAGGACUCCAAGGUGUCCUUCUCCAACGCACCGAGCCGGAAAGCCUCGUCCUCGCUGCACGGCCCGACUCAGACUCAGACCCAGCAGCCCAGGAACUCUGUCACUUUCCAGAAGCCGGAGGAUGGACCGCCAAUUGUGCCCGCCGAGGAUGCGGAGCCUCGGGGCAGCCAAGCCAGCUUCAUGCAGCGGCAGUUUAGUAGUAUGCUGCAGCCUGGAGUUAACAAAUUCUCUUUACGCAUGUAUGGUAGUCAAAAAGCAGUGGAGAGAGAGCAGGAGAGGGUAAAAUCAGCUGGAAAUUGGAUUAUCCACCCUUACAGCGAUUUCAGGUUCUACUGGGAUUUCACAAUGCUGCUGUUUAUGGUGGGCAACCUGAUCAUCAUCCCCGUGGGCAUCACCUUCUUCAAGGACGAGACCACGACGCCCUGGAUCAUCUUCAACGUGGUCUCCGACACCUUCUUCCUCAUGGAUCUGGUGCUUAACUUUCGCACUGGAAUCAUCAUUGAGGACAACUCGGACAUCAUUUUGGACCCUAAAACCAUUAAGAAGAAGUACUUAAAAACAUGGUUCAUUGUUGACUUUAUCUCCUCCAUCCCAGUGGAUUACAUAUUCCUCAUAGUGGAGAAAGGGAUCGACUCGGAGGUUUACAAGACGGCCCGGGCCCUGAGGAUCGUCCGCUUCACCAAGAUCCUAAGUCUCCUGAGGCUGCUGAGGCUCUCCAGAUUAAUACGCUACAUUCACCAAUGGGAAGAGAUCUUCCAUAUGACCUACGACCUGGCCAGUGCGGUGAUGCGGAUCUUUAACCUGAUAGGUAUGAUGCUGCUGCUGUGUCAUUGGGACGGCUGCCUACAGUUCCUGGUUCCCAUGCUGCAGGACUUCCCCUCAGAUUGCUGGGUGUCCCUCAACAAGAUGGAGAAUGACACCUGGUCAGAGCUCUACUCGUUUGCCGUAUUCAAGGCAAUGAGCCACAUGCUGUGCAUCGGUUAUGGCCGGCAAGCCCCGGAGAGUCUAUCUGAUAUCUGGCUCACCAUGCUGAGUAUGAUUGUAGGAGCUACUUGCUAUGCUGUUUUCAUUGGCCAUGCGACAGCUCUCAUCCAGUCCCUGGACUCCUCUAGACGGCAGUAUCAGGAAAAGUACAAACAAGUGGAGCAGUAUAUGUCCUUCCACAAGCUGCCUGCCGACUUCCGACAGAAAAUCCAUGACUACUAUGAGCACAGAUACCAGGGCAAGAUGUUUGAUGAGGAGAGCAUUUUGGGAGAACUCAGCGAGCCCCUCAGAGAGGAAAUUGUAAACUUCAACUGCCGCAAGCUGGUUGCAUCUAUGCCGCUGUUUGCCAACGCAGAACCGAACUUUGUUACGGCCAUGUUGACUAAGCUGCGGUUUGAGGUAUUCCAGCCACAUGAUUACAUCAUAAGGGAAGGAACCAUUGGGAAGAAAAUGUACUUCAUUCAGCACGGCGUCUGCAGCGUCAUCACUAAGGGAACUCUGGCGAUGAAACUUUCUGAUGGCUCUUAUUUUGGAGAGAUCUGUUUAUUGACGAGGGGUCGGCGAACAGCCAGUGUGCGAGCAGAGACUUACUGUCGACUCUACUCUUUAUCUGUUGACCACUUUAAUGAGGUGCUGGAAGAAUAUCCAAUGAUGAGACGCGCCUUCGAGACUGUUGCCAUCGAUCGUCUUGACCGCAUAGGUAAAAAGAACUCCAUCCUGAUGCACAAGGUUCAGCACGAUCUCAACUCGGGUGUCUUCAACAACCAGGAGAACGAGAUGAUCCAAGAGAUUGUCAAGUAUGACCGUGAGAUGGUGAAGCUGGUGGACCUGCAGCGACCACGGGCCAUGUCUAUGACCCCCUCCAUCGGCGGUAUCUUUGCCCCCCCUGGUCAGCCGCAGUCAGGCUCCGCUAUUGCCACUCUCCAGCAGGCUGUGGCGAUGAGCUUUUGUCCCCAAAUGGCAAGUCCCCUGGUGGGUCCAGGAACUCUGCAGUCUCCCCGUAUGGUCCGAAGGUUCCAAGUGAUGCAGAACCUGGCCAGCCCAGUCUCCAUGUCUCCGCUUCAGUCUCAACCCCCCCAGACGUUCGGAGGGGCGUUUGGAUCUGCAAUCUCCAGCCCGCCUGUCCAAAGCCCUCUCGCAGCUUCAGGACGGACUUUCCAGUACAUGACGAGCGCAGGACCCUCUGGUUCCCAGUUGUCCCUAGUACAGCACCAUGCACCCAGCCCCACACAGACCCAGCAGAGGCCUGCCUCACACAAGAGCACCCACUCCCUUCAUGCAGGUAGCUUGAGCCAGGAUACCCGGGCCCUGUCUGCCUCCCAGCUUUCACUCCCCCAGGAGGGAACACAACAAGCUGCCUCUGCAGCCCCCAGCCCUCCACAAUCCACCCGCACCUCCAACAACUCCAUUGGUCCCGCUCAGGCUACUCACCCCAGCCUGCCAGGGCCCUCAGGGGUGGGGAGAUCAGCGGGAGCUCAACAGAGGGUGGCCUUUGCCUCCACACCCCCUCCCGGUGGACCUGCUGGAAUGGGGGCAGUAGCAGCAGCUGCUGGAUCAGGACCUCCAGACUCUGGAGUUCCCAAGAAAGAUUCAAUUGUCAGCCUUCCAGAGCUAGACUCUGCCAGAUCCCGGCUGUCUUCCAACUUGUGA